AUUUUUAUCAUUUGUUAUCAUGGCCACAACUAUCUUUUGUAGCUGAAGAUCAUAAAGGAAGAAUUGUUGGUUAUGUUUUGGCUAAAAUGGAAGAAGAUCGUGAAGACGAACCACCACAUGGUCAUAUAACAUCUCUUUCAGUUAUGAGAACUUAUCGAAGGUUAGGUAUAGCUGAAAAAUUGAUGACUCAGGCUC
Messenger RNA from Racocetra persica, 195 nucleotides. The record is from the annotation of a GenBank genome assembly. Lineage: Eukaryota; Fungi; Glomeromycota; Glomeromycetes; Diversisporales; Gigasporaceae.